Molecule: messenger RNA, 2342 nt
Organism: Tachyglossus aculeatus (Australian echidna)
Lineage: Eukaryota; Metazoa; Chordata; Mammalia; Monotremata; Tachyglossidae
Gene: GSTCD
Product: glutathione S-transferase C-terminal domain containing
Exons: 12
Coding region: 107-1930 (607 amino acids)
Source: RefSeq, a predicted model, not a curated record
UCAAAACCCUGCUCCGGAAUUGUGAAUUGCCGAGCACUGUACUAAGCGCCUGGGAAGCAGAAGAAUUUUACGAAACAACGACAGGGUUCUGCCGCCAACGAGGAAAAUGAAAGGCGUUCCAGAAGAGCACCUGUACCUGGAAUUUUCUCACCAGUCGGAAGAGAGCAUUUUCCCGCUCCACACGUCGAUAUCGCUGUUCCUGCUGGCUUACUGCGACUGCAAAAUAUUCAGGAUCUUCUUAGUUCCCGUCGCCGGGAGCACCGAGGGCCCCGUCGGGAACGCCGGGCGGCCCGGGGACUUGGAAAUCCGGAUCAUUUCGAGACGGGAGCUCCCCGCGGUGAUUCAGAGCUGCUGUCUGCCCGCUGUGGUGGGCACGGCGGAAAACUUCUGCCGAGUGGGACUUUCCGUGGUGCUGAGGCACGUCAUACAGAAGGCCUUCGACGCGGAUCCGUCCAAGAAGGACGUUCUGGAACUUCUGGGCUUCAAAAAGACUUGCUUGAAAUCCUGUGCUGAAGUCAGCCAGUGGACCCGACUGUGCGAGCUCGGCGUCCCCCUCGCCGUGGAGAGAUUCCUGCGGUGGGCCGGAGAAGACGCCGGCCCCGUCCCCCCGGAAAUCCGGCAGCUGGAGGAGAAGCUCGGAGAGCCCGUCAGGGUCCACAACGAUGACAAAAUCCGGAGGCUCCAGCUGAAGCAGCGGAGAGCGGUCGGAGAAAGGGCCGGCCCGGAGCCCCCCGAGGGAACCCGGGGGUCCCCGGCUGCCCCCCCGGAGCGGAAGGCGGCCACCACAGAGCCCUCCCUCGGGGCUCCCGGCGGGAAAGUGCCGACCCCGGCGCUUCCCCCUCUCCAUCGCGUCUUCGCCGAAGGGCUGUCCGUCACCCUCGCCGACCUGGUCCUCCUGCCCUGCGUCCACCCGUUCUGGGUUUCAGCCUGCAAGAAGCAGAGUAAAUAUCUGGACGAGCUUCCCCUGAUCGCCUCUUGGUAUCAGAGAGUUCAGGCGGUACCCGGAGUGAAGAGAGCCGCUCAAAACUGUGGAAUCCGGUUUCUCCAGUUCCCCAAUUCAGGGGCCGCCCGGGAAAAACAGCCGCCAAGCCCGGGUGCGGUUCCUGACGCCGCGCAGGUUCCCGGCGACCCUCGGUUCGUCGGAGGCCCCAGACCCACGAUGUCCAAGUUGAUGGAAAAAGGCAUUGAGGCCCAGUUCUCUCCCCAUCCCUGCCCAAACUGGACCGUAGAUUGGAGCAGCCUACCCGCGGCGGUGAAGCCGGAGGAGGGUAAGAUGUCCAGUGAUCGCGCUGUGAGGAAGCAGCAGCAGUUGAACAAUCUGGUUUCCAUGGUGACACGAUUGGCCAAGCCCGGUGACACAAUUGUGGAUUUCUGUAGCGGCGGGGGCCAUGUUGGAAUUGUCCUGGCCUAUCUCCUGCCAUCAUGUCAGGUGAUAUUGAUAGAAAAUAAGGAGCUGUCGUUGGUCCGAGCGAAGAGCAGAAGUGACGAACUAGGUCUCACCAACAUUUGGUUUAUCCAAGCAAACCUAGACUACUUCAAGGGGAUGUUUAAUAUCGGGGUGGCCCUGCACGCCUGCGGCGUGGCCACGGACAUGGUGAUUGAGCACUGCAUCCGCGCCCGGGCCGCCUUCGUCACCUGCCCAUGUUGCUACGGCUUCGUUCAGAACACGGUGAAGUUUACGUUCCCACGAAGUCAACAGUUCAGGGAUGUUUUAUCCUAUAAGGAGCACAUGAUUCUCUGCAGAUUUGCAGAUCAGACAGCUGUUCAGCUCCCGCUAGAGCGCAGGCUCAUAGGAAAACACUGCAUGGGUCUGGUCGACCUCGAUCGGGCCAGAGCCGCGGAAGGAUGCGGCUACUCGGUUCAAGUGAUCUCCAUGGAGCCAGAAAGCUGUUCCCCCAAAAACAACAUGGUAGUGGGGGUACCCGUUUAGAUCGAGACGUUUACGUUCGAUCUGUUGCCACCGGUAUUCGGGAUCAGAGUCUCUUGACGUCGUGGCAGAGCGGACACCACACAUCCUGGACCUAAAGAAAAGAAAGCAGCGGGAUAAUCCAGGAAGGAGAGCUACCUACAGAGCGUCAUAAAAGCUGCUUGUGACCGUGUAAUUAACGGCCGCUUCGCGAAACAGUACCAUUCACAGGGCCUCCUUUAAACCAAGGAACCGGCCUCUUGGAGGGAAUAACGAUUUCCCCUUCACUGCCUUGGCCCAACUUGACCGUUUGGCAAGAUUGUGUGACGUGAUACUCUCCCUUCAGCUCGCCCCAUGAAAACCGAAAGUGGACUAGGCUUUAUUUUCAGUUUUUAAUGUUUCAACUGUACCUCUGCUAUAAAACUCUUUAAAAGCU